AGUGCUGCAGCUGGUGUGAUGGUAGUGGCAGGCCAUCUGGAGCAGCCGCUGCCAUCAUUGCCUCAUUCAAAUUGAGGUUUUUCUGGGUUCUUGGUAUGACAAGUGAUUUUUUUUUUAAUUGUAUCUUGGACAUACUGGUAUUAUUAUUAUUAUUAUUUUUUUUUUGAGACGAAGUCUCUCUCUGUCACCCAGGCUGGAGUGCAGUGGCGCGAUCUCGGCUCAUUGCAAGCUCCGCCUCCCGGGUUCACGCCAUUCUCCUGCCUCAGCCUCUCCGAGUAGCUGGGACUACAGGCGCCUGCCACCACGCCCGGCUAAUUUUUUGUAUUUUUAGUAGAGACGGGGUUUCACCGUGGUCUCGAUCUCCUGACUUCGUGAUCCGCCCGCCUCGGCCUUCCAAAGUGCUGGGAUUACAAGCGUGAGCCACCACGCCCGGCCGGAUAUACUGGUAUUAUUUUAUGAUUUUCUGGAUCUUAUUGAAAUUUUAUAUUUUAGCAGGCCUCCACUGACACCUUGCUAGUGGAGGAAGGAAGGGGACACCAUCUUGGUAUUUCUUUUUUUUUUUUUGAGACAGAGUCUUGCUCUGUUGCACAGGCUGGAGUGCAGUGGCAAGAUCUUGCUUCACUGCAACCUCCGCCUCCCUGGUUCAAGAGAUUCUCCUGCCUUAGCCUUGCGAGUAGCUGGGAUUACAGAUGCCCACCACCACACCUGGCUAAUUUUUGAAGUUUUAGUAGAGAUGGGGUUUCACCAUGUUGGCCAGACUGGUCUUGAAAUCCUGACCUCAGGUGAUCCACCUGCCUCAGCCUCCCAAAAGUGCUGGGAUUACAGGCAUGAGCCACCAUGUGGAGCCUGGACACCAUCUUGUUACCACUGGGUGGAGGUGGAAGUCCACCUUCCUCCCCUAGCCUCUGCUGACAUGAGGAAAGCUGCCUCAUUUCUGCUGGGUAGGAGUAGAAAUUUAGACACCCGAUUCAGCCUCCACUGCUACCACCGGUAUAGGGAGCGGGGCACUGUUGCUGCCAGGCAGGGGUGGAAAUCUAGACACCCAGCUCAGCUUCUGUGGACACUGCAGGAAGGGAGAAUGGUGCUUCAUUAUUGCUAGGGAGGCAGCCCUCAUGUCAUGAGAAUACUCAGCCCUGUGGAGGAAAGCUGAGGCCUCCUGCUGACAGCACUGACACCAGCCAUAUGUCUCCACAGCACCUGUUGCCUUCAUUAGCAGCUUUUCCUCCUCUUCCCUGCACUCCCCAGAACCAAAGAAUGUGAAGGGGGUCCAUGGAGGGCUCACGUCCCCGCGCCCCGAGCGGCCACUUAGCGCCGUCGCCGCCGGCUUUCGACGGCGAGCUGGAUCUGCAGCGAUACUCCAACGGGCCAGCCGUGAGCGCAGGGUCGCCCGGGAUGGGAGCGGUGAGCUGGUCUGAGAGUCGUGCAGGCGAACGGCGCUUCCCCUGCCCUGUAUGCGGGAAGCGCUUCCGCUUCAACUCUAUCCUUGCUUUGCACCUGCGGGCGCACCCAGGCGCCCAGGCCUUCCAGUGCCCUCACUGCGGCCACCGCGCGGCGCAGCGGGCUCUGCUGCGCUCGCACCUGCGCACACACCAGCCCGAGCGCCCACGUAGUCCUGCUGCACGCCUGUUGCUGGAGUUGGAAGAGCGCGCGCUACUACGCGAGGCCCGACUGGGGAGAGCCCGAAGCUCAGGGGGCAUGCAGGCCACCCCUGCCACUGAGGGCUUGGCGCGGCCCCAGGCUCCUUCAUCGUUCGCCUUCCGUUGCCCCUACUGCAAAGGCAAGUUUCGCACCUCGGCGGAGCGCGAACGCCACCUGCACAUCCUGCACAGGCCCUGGAAGUGCGGCCUGUGCAGUUUCGGCUCCAGCCAGGAGGAGGAGCUGCUGCACCACAGCCUGACGGCCCACGGGGCUCCCGAGCGUCCCCUGGCGGCCACCUCCGCUGCGCCUCAGCCUCAGCCUCCACCCCAGCCCGAACCCAGAUCAGUCCCCCAGCCGGAGCCGGAGCCGGAGCCGGAGCCCGAACGUGAGGCAACCCCGACCCCAGCUCCUGCCGCUCCCGAGGAGCCCCCAGCGCCUCCGGAGUUCCGCUGCCAAGUGUGCGGCCAGAGCUUUACACAGUCUUGGUUUCUAAAGGGCCACAUGCGUAAGCACAAGGCCUCCUUCGAUCAUGCGUGUCCGGUGUGCGGCCGCUGCUUCAAGGAGCCCUGGUUCCUUAAGAACCACAUGAAGGUGCACGCCAGCAAGCUGGGCCCACUGCGUGCCCCGGGGCCUGGCUCCGGGCCUGCCCGGGCUCCCCAGCCUCCUGACCUCGGCCUGCUGGCCUAUGAGCCGUUGGGCCCAGCGCUCCUCUUGGCCCCGGCGCCCACCCCGGCCGAGCGCCGUGAGCCCCCGAGCCUCUUGGGCUACCUGAGCCUGCGAGCUGGCGAGGGCCGGCCCAACGGCGAGGGUGCUGAGCCCGGGCCCGGCCGCAGCUUCGGAGGCUUCCGCCCGCUGUCCUCUGCUCUCCCGGCCCGGGCUCGCCGGCACCGUGCGGAGGAGCCUGAGGAAGAAGAGGAGGUGGUGGAGGCCGAGGAGGAAACCUGGGCCCGGGGCAGGUCGCUGGGCCCUCUGGCUUCCUUGCACCCGCGCCCGGGUGAGGGACCGGGGCACUCUGCCUCUGCUGCUGGGGCCCAGGCAAGAUCGACCGCCACGCAGGAAGAGAAUGGGCUGUUGGUUGGAGGGACCCGGCCUGAAGGGGGCCGGGGCGCCACCGGCAAGGAUUGUCCCUUCUGCGGAAAAUCUUUCCGCUCAGCACAUCACCUCAAAGUGCAUCUGCGAGUGCACACAGGCGAGCGGCCCUACAAGUGUCCGCACUGCGACUACGCGGGCACCCAGUCCGGCUCGCUCAAGUAUCACCUACAGCGCCACCACCGGGAGCAGAGGAGCGGGGCCGGCCCCGGGCCACCCCCGGAGCCACCGCCUCCUUCCCAGCGGGGUUCCGCCCCGCAAUCUGGAGCCAAGCCGUCUCCGCAGCCUGCGACCUGGGUAGAGGGCGCCUCAAGUCCCCGGCCUCCUUCUAGCGGUGCUGGGCCCGGGUCCCGUCGGAAGCCCGCCAGCCCUGGGAGGACCCUGCGCAACGGGCGAGGCGGUGAGGCCGAACCCCUGGACCUGUCCUUGCGGGCAGGGCCGGGAGGCGAGGCCGGGCCGGGGGGUGCCCUCCACCGCUGCCUCUUCUGCCCUUUCGCCACUGGAGCCCCAGAGCUCAUGGCCUUGCACCUUCAAGUGCACCACAGCCGCCGGGCUAGGGGCCGCCGGCCACCCCAGGCUGACGCUUCCCCGCCCUAUGCCCGAGUACCAUCAGGAGAGACUCCUCCCAGUCCUUCGCAGGAAGGGGAGGAGGGCUCCGGGCUGUCCAGACCCGGAGAGGCAGGGCUGGGGGGGCAAGAACGGUAGUGAGCCCUCAGGGGCGAUUAGCUUAGUGAGCUUACCCCGCCGGAGUGGGGGAGCGCUAGUGGUAGUUGGGUAGAGAAGCCAGCAGGGGGCAGCGUGGGACCCAUAUCCCAGCCCCAGGCGGACCAGAGGUGGAAGGGGCGGCGGGCGUAGGAGGGUGGGCUGGCGGUACCCACCCAGCCCAAGGGAGUCACAGUGCCUUAGAAGUGGCAGAGGUGAGGGUCAAAGAACGGGGUCCCUGGGCUGGCAGAGAGGGUUUGUGUCCCUGUUGAGGAGCCACUCUGCCAGUCUUUGCUGGUCCAUAGGCGUGAGAGUUUAUUUUUGUACAAGGGGUGAGGGUGGGGGGCACUGUACCCUUCUAGCCCCAUCAGGGGCCCUGUAGACGUCGCUAUUUUUGGUACGAUUCCUGUCAUCCCUAUUGCAGAGUCGUGUCCCCAAUAAACAGGUGUCUUGAGGCACA
Messenger RNA from Symphalangus syndactylus (siamang), 3889 nucleotides. RefSeq names its product zinc finger protein 219 (gene ZNF219). Gene Ontology annotation, molecular function: RNA polymerase II cis-regulatory region sequence-specific DNA binding; DNA-binding transcription factor activity, RNA polymerase II-specific. Lineage: Eukaryota; Metazoa; Chordata; Mammalia; Primates; Hylobatidae. Gene Ontology annotation, biological process: regulation of DNA-templated transcription. The record is from RefSeq and is a predicted model, not a curated record. Gene Ontology annotation, cellular component: nucleus.